AGUAGUUGGCGGUGUACGCACCUUUCAGUUGGUUGCGAUCAGCCAAUACAAAUUCAAAGAAGAAGAAAUUCGCAAUCUUUGUUUUGCGGUUCCGCUUUGUAGGAUCUCUAGCCCAGACAGGAGCCACGCCGAACACACGACUACAAAAGACAUCAAGCCAGGGCUGACGGAUCAUAAAAUAACCAUGGCAGAUGGAGAGGGAUUUGUGGUGCGUAUUCGUGGCCUUCCCUGGUCUUGCGCUGUGGAUGAAGUGGCAAGAUUUUUCUCUGAUUGUAAAGUUGCAAACAAUGGAACAAGCAUCCAUUUCACCUACACUCGUGAGGGUAGGCCUAGCGGCGAGGCCUUCGUAGAGCUGGAGUCAGAGGACGACCUCAAGAUUGCUGUCAAGAAAGACCGAGAGACCCUGGGUCACCGAUAUGUGGAAGUAUUCAAGUCGAACAACGUGGAGAUGGACUGGGUCAUGAAGCACACCGGUCCAAACAGCCCAGAGACUGAGGGGGACGGGCUUGUGAGGCUGCGUGGCCUUCCCUUCGGCUGUAGCAAGGAGGAGAUUGUCCAGUUCUUCUUAGGGUUGGAAAUCGUGCCAAAUGGGAUAACAUUGCCGAUGGACUUCCAGGGGAGGAGUACGGGGGAGGCCUUCGUGCAGUUUGCUUCACAGGAUAUAGCUGAAAAGGCUCUAAAGAAACACAAGGAAAGAAUAGGGCACAGGUAUAUUGAGAUAUUCAAGAGCAGCAAUGCAGAGGUGCGGACGAACUACGAGCCCCCACGCAAAACCAUGGGCGGCAUGCAGAGACCAGGCCCCUACGACCGGCCCGGUGGUGGAGGCGGCCGUGGCUACAACGGCAUGAGCCGAGGAGGCUCUUUCGACAGGAUGCGUCGUGGGGGCUACGGUGGAGGUUCAGAUCGUUAUAGUGACAGUGGUUCAAGUUUUCAGAGUACGACCGGACACUGCGUGCACAUGAGGGGUCUUCCUUACCGGGCCACAGAGACUGACAUCUACAGUUUUUUCUCUCCGCUGAACCCAGUGCGUGUGCACAUCGAGGUCGGUCCAGACGGGAGGGUGACUGGAGAGGCUGACGUGGAGUUUGCGACACAUGAGGAUGCUGUGGCCGCCAUGUCGAAGGAUAAAGCCAACAUGCAGCACCGUUAUGUUGAGUUGUUCCUCAACUCGACAGCAGGGGGCAGCAAUGGUGGCUAUGGUGGACAGAUGAUGGGGGCUAUGGCCAACCAAUCUUCCUAUGGAGGAAGCCAACAGAUGAGUACUGGUUAUACAGGUGGUUACAGCAGCCAGUCCGGCAUGGGGGGGUACAAUGAUUACAGUAAUCAGAGCGGGAUGAGCAGCAGUUACUAUGGCAGCAGUCGUGGCUCCGUGGGCAUGAAUGGCAGCAUGGGAGCGGGAUGGGGCAUGUAGGGGUUCCGGGGGGGGCAGCUGGAAAACUAGGUUCUUCGCUGUUGGCAAAGUAUGUUAUAUUUGUUUUUUUGCAAGUGUUACAGAUUCUGUACAGACUGGAGUGGCUCAACUCUAAUGUAUGAAAGAUGAGGGGAGGGCAUGUUUUUACCCAAGCCUUUCUUAACCUUAACUUAACUCACCGGAGUCAGUAUGCUGUUUUUUAGUUUUUUUUGUAUUGUGAAUCUGAGACCUCAUGGGGUGAUGGAUUUCGGUUCCGCCCUAGUUAUACCUGUAGUUAAAGCCUGAAUGACUGGAUUCUGUGUGAAGCAACGUGUGCUUUUGUAAAUAUGGUAAUCAUGACUGCUCCUCCAAGAAACAUUUUCAGAUCCUUUUUCAUAGUUCCUAUAAACUUGCGUUGAGCCGGAGGGAUUUUUAUAAUGUUAAAGAGCAUGUUGAAAUAGCCUCUUUUUUUUUUUUUUUCAACAGGAUAUUCUUUUUGGUUGACUCAACUGCUAAAUGUUUUAAACCUUGUCAUAGUUGUCUCAUCCCCUCUCACUGUCUUGGUUUUGAUUUUAUUGGGCAUCGUUAAUAAACUUGUUAACAUAU
Molecule: messenger RNA, 1996 nt
Organism: Oncorhynchus kisutch (coho salmon)
Lineage: Eukaryota; Metazoa; Chordata; Actinopteri; Salmoniformes; Salmonidae
Product: heterogeneous nuclear ribonucleoprotein H-like
Exons: 11
Coding region: 185-1411 (408 amino acids)
Molecular function (GO): RNA binding
Source: RefSeq, a predicted model, not a curated record